Molecule: messenger RNA, 1314 nt
Organism: Medicago truncatula (barrel medic)
Lineage: Eukaryota; Viridiplantae; Streptophyta; Magnoliopsida; Fabales; Fabaceae
Product: transcription factor bHLH18
Exons: 4
Coding region: 87-1076 (329 amino acids)
Molecular function (GO): protein dimerization activity
Source: RefSeq, a predicted model, not a curated record
CUGUGGGACUCUAAUUCAGCACAAAUAAUAAUAGCAUUGAAUCCUUCCAGUUUCAAGUUGAGUACAGAAGUAUUACCCUUGAGAGAAUGGAGGAAAUCAACAACCCAGCUAUGAAAGUAUCAUCAUCAAUCAGCAGCUGGUUAUCUGAUUUGGAAAUGGACGAAUACAAUAUAUUUGCUGAGGAAUGCAACCUUAAUUUCCUUGAUGCUGAUGUGGGAGGGUUUCUUUCAAAUGACAUAUCUAAUGUAUUUCAAGAACAAAACAAACAACAAUGUUUAUCUUUGGGGUCCACUUUUCAUGAAACAAUUGAUAAUAGUGACAAAAACAAUGAAUCUCUUUCUCCAUCUUUUCAGUUUCAAGUUCCAUCUUUUGACAACCCCCCAAAUUCAUCCCCUACUAACUCAAAAGAGAAUAUUGAAACAAUACCAUUGUCUCCAACCGAUUUGGAAAAUAUGAAUCACUCAACAGAAACCUCAAAAGGGUCAUUGGAAAAUAAAAAGUUGGAAACAAAAACCUCAAAAAGCAAAAGGCCACGUGCUCAUGGUAGAGAUCACAUCAUGGCUGAGAGAAAUCGAAGAGAGAAACUCACCCAAAGCUUCAUUGCUCUUGCAGCUCUUGUUCCUAACCUUAAGAAGAUGGAUAAACUAUCUGUACUAAUUGACACUAUCAAAUACAUGAAAGAGCUUAAAAAUCGUUUGGAAGAUGUGGAAGAACAAAACAAGAAAACAAAAAAAAAAUCAUCGACCAAACCAUGCCUAUGCAGCGAUGAAGAUUCGUCAUCAUGUGAGGAUAACAUUGAAUGUGUUGUUGGUUCACCAUUUCAAGUGGAAGCAAGAGUGUUAGGAAAACAAGUGCUGAUUCGGAUCCAAUGCAAGGAGCAUAAGGGGCUUCUGGUUAAAAUUAUGGUCGAAAUUCAAAAAUUUCAACUAUUUGUUGUCAAUAACAGUGUCUUACCCUUUGGAGAUUCUACGCUCGACAUUACCAUCAUUGCUCAGUUGGGUGAAGGGUACAACUUGAGCAUAAAGGAACUUGUGAAGAACGUACGCAUGGCAUUAUUGAAGUUUACGUCAUCAUAAGGUGUUUUUGUGGAGCUGUCGGUUAACAAAAGUCACAAAUAUUUUUGGAUUUUCCUUAUUGUUGUACAAUUUCGUUCCGGCAUAAAGAUGCAAAUCUCUGUGUUAUUUUAAUGAUAAAUAUUGAUUUGUUAAUUAUUAUAUUAGUAUUUUUUUUUCUUUGUUAGAACUUGAACUCGGGAUCUGUAACUCCUUAACUCUUUUAGAUCAAGAAAUUGAACUAUAUAUAUUGGAUAAAUAA